UUUGUGCGUUAAUAUUUAUGUGAAUCUGCGCCACUCGCCCGCUUCUUCAGUCAUUCCAGCCACCGCUCUUCAGUGAUUCGGGAAACUAAUUGACCGUGAACAAUGAGUAAGCUUCAGAGUGAGGCGUUGAGGGAAGCCAUCACUGUGAUUGUUACAGAUUCUAAGGAAAAGAAGCGCAACUUCACAGAGACCAUUGAGCUUCAGAUUGGACUCAAGAACUAUGACCCCCAAAAGGACAAGCGUUUCAGUGGAUCUGUCAGGUUGCCCCAUAUCCCGAGGCCUAAGAUGAAGAUCUGCAUGCUUGGAGACGCACAGCAUGUGGAGGAGGCAGAGAAGAUUGGCCUUGCAUCCAUGGAUGUCGAAGCACUGAAGAAGUUGAAUAAAAACAAGAAAUUGGUGAAGAAGCUAGCAAAGAGGUACCAUGCUUUCUUGGCCUCAGAAGCUGUUAUUAAGCAGAUUCCACGUCUCCUGGGACCUGGUCUUAACAAGGCAGGCAAAUUCCCUACUCUUGUUACACACCAGGAGUCUCUUGAAGCCAAGGUGAACGAGACAAAGGCCACAAUUAAGUUCCAGUUGAAGAAGGUGCUCUGCAUGGGUGUUGCUGUGGGUAACCUUGACAUGGAAGAGAAACAGAUCUUCCAGAACGUGCAAAUGAGUGUCAACUUCCUUGUUUCCCUUUUGAAAAAGAAUUGGCAAAAUGUGAGGUGCUUGUUCUUGAAGAGUACCAUGGGAAAGCCACAACGUAUCUUCUAAGAAGUUUAUUGUUUAUCGAAGAAAGUCAAGUUGUGUGAGCAGAAGAACCUAUUCUAAACUUCCCAGGAACGGGAAUUUUUUGGGCUUUUUUUUUUUUGUGAAAUUGAACAAGGGUUUAUUAUUGAUACUCUUUUGUAGUAGUAAUUGUUUAUCUCCAGAUUAUUGCUCAUAAUAUGUUCCUUGGAUUUAUUAGUCUACUUGUUUUGAUCAA
Messenger RNA from Salvia hispanica, 964 nucleotides. RefSeq names its product large ribosomal subunit protein uL1y. The record is from RefSeq and is a predicted model, not a curated record. Gene Ontology annotation, biological process: translation. Gene Ontology annotation, molecular function: structural constituent of ribosome; RNA binding. Gene Ontology annotation, cellular component: large ribosomal subunit. NCBI's taxonomy places the organism in Eukaryota, Viridiplantae, Streptophyta, Magnoliopsida, Lamiales, Lamiaceae.